AUGCCGAAUCCAGCUGCUGUUGCUGCUGCUGCUGCUGCUGACGGUGAAGGUGCUUCCCAUCUUAGGCCUCCUGCGGUAACACGUCCCCCUGGACGACCUCGUAUUAAACGAAUCGAAUCACAAUUUCAAAAUGUAAGGUCGUUACACUAUGAGGCUGAAUGGAUAAAUCAGUACAAAGGGAGAGUGUUCAGUUUAAACGACAAGCCUGUGGUGCACAAAAUUUGGCUGUUGAAUGAGGAAUGCCCCAGAUUGGCAAUGUCCAAAGCCUUUGGGGACUACUUUAUUAAGGAUUUUGAACUUAUAUCCGUCCCUGAACUGGAUAAGUUUAUUCCCAACCAAUCUGCAAUGGAUUUUGAUUUUGCACAUUACAUGCUCAACGGUGGGAUGGUAAGAAAGGAAAGCCAAACACCAUGCUCUCCAGCCAAAGAAGCUUACAGGAAGAGGAUCCUUGCUUUUAAGAACAAGUCUAGGAGAUAUAUUCCCCAAUCUCCAGAAAGGAUUCUUGUUGCUUCUGAGCUCCUAGAUGAGUUUUAUUUGAAUUUACUUGAUUGGAGUAGCAGUAACAUUGUCGCUAUCGCUUUUGGGAAUUCAGUAUAUUUGUGGAAUGCUGCUAAUGGCGCUACUUCUGCACUUGUUGUGAUUGAUGAGGAAAUUGGGCAUGUGACAAGUGUCAGAUGGGCACCGGAUGGAGUACAUCUUGCUGUUGGUUUAAGUAAUUCCCACAUCCAGCUGUUAGACCCUUCAUCUUGUCGGAUGCUGAGGACUUUGCAAGACGGGCAUAGUUCAAGGGUUGGUUCUCUUGAUUGGAACAAUCACAUACUGUAUUAG
This is a messenger RNA of Cornus florida, 828 nucleotides long. RefSeq names its product cell division cycle 20.2, cofactor of APC complex-like. Bases 1 to 828 code for a protein of 275 amino acids. Lineage: Eukaryota; Viridiplantae; Streptophyta; Magnoliopsida; Cornales; Cornaceae. Gene Ontology annotation, cellular component: anaphase-promoting complex. Gene Ontology annotation, molecular function: protein binding; ubiquitin ligase activator activity; anaphase-promoting complex binding. The record is from RefSeq and is a predicted model, not a curated record. The transcript has 5 exons. Gene Ontology annotation, biological process: positive regulation of ubiquitin protein ligase activity; positive regulation of anaphase-promoting complex-dependent catabolic process; anaphase-promoting complex-dependent catabolic process.